Messenger RNA from Myxocyprinus asiaticus (Chinese sucker), 2710 nucleotides. Its product is annotated as serine/threonine-protein kinase 25-like. NCBI's taxonomy places the organism in Eukaryota, Metazoa, Chordata, Actinopteri, Cypriniformes, Catostomidae. Gene Ontology annotation, molecular function: ATP binding; protein kinase activity. The record is from RefSeq and is a predicted model, not a curated record. The coding region runs from base 34 to 1365 and encodes 443 amino acids. Gene Ontology annotation, biological process: protein phosphorylation. The transcript has 11 exons.
UAAUUAUUUUCCUAGCAGACCGAGGGCAGAAAAAUGAGAAAACUGCAUCAAAAACUUCAGUGGAUUUCCAGUAGUCCCCAGAAUGGAUUCUCAUCUUCUCUGAACCAACAGAAGAGGAACUAUCCUCUGAAUCCUCACCUGAAUCCUGAGGAAUACUUCACCCAAUUGGAUCGAAUUGGCAAAGGCUCUUUUGGAGAGGUCUACAAGGGCAUAAACAACCACACAAAAGAGGUGGUGGCCAUUAAGAUUAUUGACUUGGAGGAGGCAGAGGAUGAGAUUGAGGACAUCCAGCAGGAGAUCACACUGCUCAGCCAGUGUGACAGCCCUUAUGUCACCAAAUACUACAGCUCCUAUCUGAUGGGGACUAAACUAUGGAUUAUUAUGGAAUAUUUGGGAGGUGGAUCAGCCUUGGACUUACUAAAGCCAGGGCCUCUGAAGGAGACAUACAUUGCCACCAUCCUCAGAGAAAUACUGAAAGGACUCGACUACCUCCACUCAGAAAGGAAGAUUCACAGAGAUAUCAAAGCGGCCAACGUGUUGCUAUCCGAACAUGGAGAAGUGAAGCUGGCAGAUUUUGGUGUGGCAGGCCAGUUGACAGACACACAGAUUAAGAGGAACACAUUUGUAGGAACACCAUUUUGGAUGGCACCAGAGGUUAUCAAACAGUCUGCAUAUGACUUCAAGGCUGACAUCUGGUCCUUGGGUAUCACAGCCAUUGAGCUUGCUCAAGGAGAGCCCCCAAACUCAGAACUUCAUCCCAUGAGAGUCCUGUUCCUCAUCCCUAAAAAUAACCCCCCCACCCUGGAAGGCUCCUACAGCAAGCCCUUUAAGGACUUUGUUGAAGCUUGUCUCAAUAAAGACCCACAAUUUAGACCAACAGCCAAAGAGCUGCUGAAAAACAAAUUCAUUACCCGCUACACCAAGAAAACCUCAUACCUGACAGAACUCAUUGAUCGAUACCGCUGCUGGAGGUCAGAGGGCCACAGGGAGGAAUCAAGCUCUGACGACUCGGACAUGGAAGGGGAUGAUGGAGACCAAUGUCCCAAGUGGACUUUUCCUACUGUACGGCCAAAUUCUUUGAACAAGUUACAGAGAGGCCUCAAUCAUUCAGACAGUAAGACAACAGAUGUUUUGAAGAGGCAGCCAAAGUCACCUUCUUUGAUGACUUUCAUUACGCCCAUCUUCAGAGAGAUGAAAGAGAAGCGGCGUGUAAGUGGAAGUGGUGUGUGCGCCCUGGAGGAGCUGGAGAACACCUUCAAACUCGCUGAAGAGUCACACCCUGGAAUCUCUGAUCGGUUAAUCAGUCACAUCAUGGAGAGAGUGUGCAAUGCCAGUAUUUCCAGUGUUACAGAUUCCGUGCUAUAGAUUUUGUACUACGCUGUGGCUGUUGCAUGCAGUACUGAAUCUUCUGCAGGGGUGAAAUGAGACUUGGUUCGUCUCAACCCCCGCAGGUUUACACUCAAUGGAAACAACAAACCUUCGGAACGGUGAUGUCCGUCCGACUGCUGGUCAGCCUUGCCCAAAUGGAAUGCCUAUACGGACAACAGACCCCCCCCCACCCCUCCUGAGCCAGUGAUCUAUGCCCACCUGCUGGCGACCAAAGUGUAUUUGAUGCAAUAUUUUUUUUUUACAGUUUCCUUGUUUUGAAAUGUAAAAUAUGAAGGACAAAUCAAGUUUGUACAUUUAAAAGUACAUUUAACUACAAUAAAUAAGUGUUUCUUCCGGGCUGCCUUUCUGAAAGAAACGACUAAAACCAGACUUACUUGGUUGGUUGUGCUUAGCUGGACUCCCAGUCUGGCCAAACUGGUCUUCAGCUGGUUUAGUUGGUCCUCAAGCCUGACAAGUGCUCAAAACCCUCCAGAAACCAGCAAACCUGACCUGGCUGUGAGACCAGUAAAGAUCAGCAAACCAACUAAGGCUGGCUAAAGCAGUGAAGAAUCAAGAAUUUGCAUAAAGAACAUAAAUUACAGGGUGAAAUACAGGUGAAGGCUCAAAUGGAGAAAAAUGAAGCGAAGGAAAAUGGUUUAUUCAGUUCAGUUUUAUUUGAUAUUCCUUCAGUGUAAUAACAUGAUACUUACUACAUGCAAUGUUGUACAGGAGCAAUGCCUCAGCAACAUGCUACACAAAAUAAAUACCGGUAGUAACAAAGUUGGAGAGAAGCGAUUUAAUCAAAACUCUGUUUAGUACCUCUCUGAAUGAGAAAGGAAACUGAGGUCUUUGAGCAAACUCCCUUUUCUCACGCUUAGCAAUCCGGGAUGGAAAAGAGUUUUCAGCCCUGUUAUUGCCAGAUACAGAAAAAGUUAUUCCAGUCCUUGCAUUAAAUGUAGUAAAAUGGGUGGGGACCAUGAGCCCACACAGUGCAUUUAAUUUGGGAAAUAAGAGGGAUUUUAAACAUAUCAGAUUAGCUGAGCUCAUGUCGGGAUGAUAGCUGUUUGUGGUAUAUUGUUGAGUAUUGUUUCAGGCUAACGCAAAAACAUUUUUUAGGUCUUUGGUUGGACCCCUAUACAGCAUGUUAAAGGGAAAAAGCCAGAAGCCUACCAUAUAAAUACAAUAAAAAAUCCAAAAAUCUCCCAAAUCAAAUAUCAUACAGAUCCGAUCGUAAAGUGAAGCCAAAAAGUAAACACUGUUGUCUCACAUGCUGUGGAACUCUGCUUUAUCAUGCUAAUAAAAUAUAACAGAUAACUCAACUGGCCCUCCAACAAAACAAGGC